This is a messenger RNA of Colias croceus (clouded yellow), 888 nucleotides long. RefSeq names its product craniofacial development protein 2-like. Lineage: Eukaryota; Metazoa; Arthropoda; Insecta; Lepidoptera; Pieridae. Gene Ontology annotation, biological process: chromatin remodeling. The record is from RefSeq and is a predicted model, not a curated record. The transcript has a single exon. Gene Ontology annotation, molecular function: catalytic activity. The coding region runs from base 1 to 888 and encodes 295 amino acids. Gene Ontology annotation, cellular component: nucleus.
AUGGCCUCGCUGACCAAAGAAGGGUGUGGUCCUCCAGCAUUUCGGGGGUUGUGCGAGGGGCUGACAACCCCUCCACAUAAAAAAUCUAAUGUUACGAAACUGACAACAAAUAAAAAGAGACCCGGACCCAAUUACGACAACCAAUGGCGUGGAAUAACGGAUAGCCGAUUUGCCUCGUGGAAUGUAAGGAGCCUCUACCGACCUGGUGCCAUAUACCAACUGUUGACAGAACUUAAGCGAUAUCAUAUUACCAUAGCUGCGUUGCAGGAGGUUAGAUGGCCUGGAAACGGGGAAUGUGCUCUGGAUGACGGAUUUAUGCUAUUUUAUAGUGGCAACUUAGACGGAAAACAUAUUAAUGGAACUGGAUUUAUGGUAGCUAAUAAAAACGUCUCAAGUGUCCUUCGGUUUGAUGCAAUUUCUGAGAGAAUAUGUGUACUAAGAUUGAAAGGAAAAUUUUCCAAUAUAACCAUCAUUAACGCUUAUGCUCCAACUGAACUGGCUGAUGAGGAGACCAAAGAUAGUUUCUAUGACGACCUUGAAAAUGUGUAUGAACAAGCACCUCAAUACGACGUUAAGAUACUUUUAGGUGAUUUUAAUGCCAAAGUCGGGAAAGAAGAGGUAUUUAUGCCAGCAAUAGGUAGACACAGUAAGCAUGAUCGAUCAAACGACAACGGUAUUAGACUAAUUAGUUUCGCCUCCUCAAAAAAUAUGGUCAUCAUGAGCACUGUGUUUCCUCAUAAAAACAUACACAAGGGAACGUGGAAGUCACCUGACGGCCAAACAGUUAAUCAGAUAGAUCAUGUUCUCGUGGAUAGUAGACAUAAAAACAGCAUUAAAGAUGUUAAACUUCUAGAGGUGCUGAUUGCGACAGCGAUCACUAUAUGCUGA